This is a messenger RNA of Condylura cristata (star-nosed mole), 1416 nucleotides long. It is a transcript of the gene ABT1, whose product is annotated as activator of basal transcription 1. Gene Ontology annotation, cellular component: nucleolus. Gene Ontology annotation, biological process: small-subunit processome assembly; endonucleolytic cleavage to generate mature 5'-end of SSU-rRNA from (SSU-rRNA, 5.8S rRNA, LSU-rRNA); endonucleolytic cleavage in 5'-ETS of tricistronic rRNA transcript (SSU-rRNA, 5.8S rRNA, LSU-rRNA). Lineage: Eukaryota; Metazoa; Chordata; Mammalia; Eulipotyphla; Talpidae. The transcript has 3 exons. Gene Ontology annotation, molecular function: RNA binding. The record is from RefSeq and is a predicted model, not a curated record. The coding region runs from base 29 to 853 and encodes 274 amino acids.
GGCUGGCUUGGUCCUGGCAUCCGCAAGCAUGGAGGCUGACGAGUCGGAAAAGGAGGCUGAAGGAUUAGAGGAGGACGCCGUCGAUCAGGAACCCCUGGAAGAGACAGACCAGAAGCCAGAGGUGGAGGAGGACCCGGAGGAACCCGAAGAGGCGGCUUGCAGCGGCAAGAAGCGGGUAGUGCCCGGUAUUGUGUACCUGGGCCAUCUCCCGCCUCGCUUUCGGCCUCUGCACGUACGGAACCUUCUCAGCGCCUACGGGGAGGUCGGACGCGUUUUCUUCCAGCCGGAGGAUGGGUUUGUGAGGCGAAAAAAGAAGGCAGCAGCAGCUGCGGGAGGAAAAAAACGAUCCAAGUACAGCAAGGACUACACCGAGGGCUGGGUGGAGUUCCGGGACAAGCGAGUGGCUAAGAGAGUGGCUGCCAGUCUGCACAACACGCCCAUGGGCUCGCGCAGGCGCAGCCCCUUCCGUUAUGACCUGUGGAACCUCAAGUACCUGCACCGGUUUACCUGGUCCCACCUCAGUGAGCAUCUUGCCUUUGAGCGGCAAGUGCGCAGGCAGCGCCUGAGGGCUGAGGUUGCCCAGGCUAAACGCGAGACUGACUUUUAUCUUCGAAGUGUGGAGCGAGGAAAGCGCUUUCUUGCUGCGGAUGGGGACUCUACCCGCCCAAAUGGCUCUUGGGCCUUUGCCCAGCGUCCUACAGAGCAGGAAUUAAGGGCCCGGAAAGCAGCUCGACCAGGGGAACGUGAACGGGCUCGGCUGGCUAACAUCCAGGACCAGGCCCGCUCCAACCGAGGUCUUCUUGCCAGGAUCUUUGGAGCCCCACCACCCUCAGAGAAAGUAGAAAAAACUUAACUGGCCGAGGACUCUUGAGGAUUAGGAAGGCUUCUUCCUUCUAGCCCAUCUCUGCUUCCUUUCUGCGUGAUAAUGACUAUCCAGGCAAACUAUCUAGUCUGUUUCUCAGCCCAGGAGUCUUGGAUGAGUACUCAGACAUAGAACUUUGUGGAUCUUUCCUCUUCAUCUCUUAAGCAUGCCUGACGGAGGCACCUGAUUCACACACUGGAUUAUGACUACCAUGGAUCCAGUUUUGUCUUACUUGAUUGUUGACUGCCUGCCUUCUACCCAGUGGGGCGCUAUAAAAAUCCCACUUCCUGCUCCCAGGAAAGAACCUUUAGUUCAAGUGAGAGUGAAAAGGGCUAUUCCGGGCAACAAUUUACCUACCACAGCUAAAAGCAGCAGCACAUCCUUUUUACUUAGAAAAGAUUAACAGGAACAGGGACUCAUGGGCUAGGUCUGGGUUAGGAGCUGUCUUCCAAAUGUAUGUAUAGAAAGAAAAAAGCAACUUAUUUAUAUGCUUUUGCAGUUUUGUUGAUAGAGGUUUUGAGGGGGAGACUGUUGAAUAAAUUUCAGUUACUAUC